AUGGCCAAGAACUCAGGGGUGACAGCUUCGUCGGAAUCUUGUUGUCGCGCGCUGAAUGAAGGCGGAAAGUUGAAACUUACUGGAGGAAACUGCAAAGAUAAAUAUCCGUACAUAUGCAAAUAUCUAUUUGAUGAGCUAAUGAUGAUUCCCAGUGAGCUGAAAAUAACAUCUCAGUCAUGGAAUUCGAUAGAAAUCUCCUGGAAGAGACCCGAUGAAAGCUGGCUCCCUACAUUUUACAACGUUAGAGCAUGCGCAAAGACAACUGUAGUGGAAUGCAUAGUGACUGAAGAAAUUCAAAGUCGAUGGGAUUUCCAAAUUCAAAACCUGAAAGAGUUUACGAAUUAUGAAUUAACUGUCGAAGCUUUGCUGAAACCUGUUAAUAUCAAAACAACUGCACAGACUUUUGCAAUGACUUAUCCAAAACUGCCUGUCCAGUGUAUGAUCAGCAGCGACGGAGAGAUGAAACUGAAAACUCCAAUACUCGUGUCCAUGAAUAAAGGGACAUCGGUUGUCAAAGCAGCGGCGGCUCAAUCGGGCACAACUAUGGUUGCAGCAACUGGUAACGUGGAAGAAGUCCUGCUUUUAGGAUUUGUACCAGAAGAAAGUUACCAGAUAACAAUUGAGGAAGAAGGUGGAGAGUGGAGGCAUGAAAUAUCACUUACCGCAAUUCCGACUUGUAUGAAGAAUGACGUGUCCCAAGACGAAACUUGUCUUCGUAUUAGUGAAGUCGCUGCCGGUUUUAAGGCAUCACAAUCAACUUGCUCCAAAGAAGAACAGCCCAUGACAACCUGGAGCCCUAAGAAAUUAAGCAGCAUUGCCAGAAUUGUCGAAACAAACGAUAUAACGUGGAAUUUCUGGUUGGAUCUGUCCCAGAUGGUUGAACAAGAAACAGCAAAUUUAGGCCAAGUUUCCGGUCUUCGUCCAUCUUUUAUCGGGAACACAUCCGUCGAACUGCAGUGGGCUCCACCAACAGAUAUUUCGUGGGUAAUUCGAAGAUUUGAAGUGAAAUGGUCGUCGUUGGAAAAUCCGAAAGAACUUUCAGGAACAAGUAUUGCGGAAGAAACAAUGCAACUAAUAGAAAAUUUAGAAUUUGGAACAGAGUAUGAAAUUUUUGUAACUCCAAUGGGGUCAAAAAUCUUGAGGGGGAUUGAAUCCAAAAUUAUAAUUACAACUUUAGAUCCGAGGACUCAACUUAGUGUGACUGUACAGUCAAAUGGCAUAGCCAAAAUUUACAGCCCAGUUCUGAUAGAAAAAGGGAGAGGGACAGAUGAAGUUGAAGUUGUAGUCGAAAGAACGGAUCCUUCAAAUUUAGGCAACACAAUUAUUUCCUCGAAAGGUAAAGCUGAGAAAGUAGAAAUUUCUGGACUGAAACUUGGAGCGAAGUACAAGGUGGAAAUGGCUUCAGUGAGACAAGAUUCAAAGCAAUUUAAAUACGAAACCAAAUUUGAAGCAUAUCCAACUUGCGCUGAAAACCAAAUCCAAGAAGGGAUGAUAUGCGUAUGGGCCUCCGAAGAGCCCAAGACGUGGAAAGAAGCCUCAGAAGUGUGCAGAACCGAACAGGGCGAAUUACUGGAUUUCGAAACGCAAACGAAAUUCUCUCCUCAAGUGAAAUCUUUGCUGUCAUCCUAUGUGAAAGAGCAGUUUUGGGUGGAUGUACCGAACUCAAUCAAAUCUGCAGCUUUCAUUGACAGCACUGCCGACCAAUGUGCAAGCAGUCCAGAAUCUGAAGUCAUGUGCUGCACCUAUGAAGCAACUGGCGAAAGAACUAUGAACGAUCUCAAGUGCACGUGUUGUAGUGAGCCACGACCUUUUGCUUGCAAGCGAAUCGCAAAAAUUGACUUGGGAAAUAUUGGUGACAUCUAUGUGGAAGAAAUUACUACAAAGUCCCUGAGCAUCAGCUGGUCGAUGUCGUCGGAUUCAAAAUGGUACAAACCAUCAUUUGUGGUGGCAUGGCAAUCUACCGAUGAGCGACGAAGGAAACGUGAAACUAAGGACGAAGUCGUCAUCGAAGACCCUUCUGUCAAAAUACAAGGGUUGACUCCUGGAACAAAGUACAAGGUAGCGGUUGCUCCUUACGCGGAAGGCGAGAAUACGGAUGGCAAUUCUAAGGAAAUAGUGGUAGCUACAAGAGAAAGUAAGGCUAAGAUUCUGUUCUGUGUUAUUCAGGAUUCCUGGUGUACUAUGACAAUACUGAAAAUUUCUUGCUCAAUUACUGUGAUAUUAGGUAGCUGUUUUACUGUGUUUGUAUUUAUCGCAACCAGGGUCCUGUUCUUGGAUAGCCUAGCUCAAAUAUUCGCAGAACUUGGGACAAUUGGAGCUUAUUUAUGCAUACUUGUUUCCACAGUUCAAUCUUAUAGCAUUGAUGAUCAAUGCAGAACUGCGAGUCCUAAACUAUGUGUGGCAGUUGCUGUGCUCAUCCAGUUCUUCUUCCAGUCCGUUUUCCUGUUUAUGUUAUUAGAAAGUACAGUUAUGGCGUACGCGCUGAAAGAUUAUAUACCGUUCUGUUGCGUUGUUCGCUCUCCGAUAAGUUUGAUGAUUACCGGUUUCGGCAUUCCUGCUAUCAUGACAAUUGUAUUAGCUGCAAUUGCUAGCGACGGAUUUUCGGACAAAAGUGAUAAUUGUUGGCUUGACAUCAGUGGGACUGCGAUGUUGCCUUCAGUGAUACCAGUGAUUAUUUUUGUAGUAUUUGACCUCUUCCUUUUACUGUCAUUGUUUGAUGCAGACGAUCCAAAAAAGGAAUUAUCGCCGGAUGAACUUAUGAGAGCAAAAGUUUACCUCAAAACUCGAUGGGGCAGCUUUGCCAUUUUAGUUCUUACCACCGUCGGUUAUGGGACCGGUAUGAUUGGGGCCAACAAAAGAGAUUCUACUCUGAAUUCUGUUUUCGUUGGAUUUAGUACUGCGCUUGGGAUUCUAAUGCCAGCCAUUCGGAUACGUUGUGAUGACCAAGUGAGAGAAGAAUUAAAACAUGGCCUAUUCAACAGUCUCCGCGAUGACCUUGGUGCUAUUCGGGUGACGCCAGCACCAGACAGUUUUGAACCAAAUUUAUCGAUCAAGAUGUCAGAACUCAGUGCAAGGAGACACAAGCACAAACAUUUCAGUGAACUUGCUUUGAAGAACAAACAGUCGUAUACAGAUACAGAAAUCGCUUGGCAUCAGUGAUUAUAAAUCUUAGAAGUAAACAAUGGCACAUUUUUUAAAUGGUGACUCGCGACCUGAUAACUUUGACGUAAUAUAUUUUUUAAAGAAAAUAACAAAUAUAUUUGAAGAACUUGUUUCCAAAAGGUGUUAAGUCAAAAUUUUCAAAAAUUGACUUUUUAAUGGAAAAGAUAGUAGCACAUGUCUGACAAUGCAUUUGCAAGAAGUAGAUUUUCCUAACAAAGUUUAUUCGUAUUGAAAAUAUAUGGUUAAGCUCAGAUUUUUUUCUCUCCGACAAAAACACAGACACAAGUAGUAAGUUUUGAGUCAAAAGGGUUUAACUUAAAUUCAACCAGUUGCAGCGUACCAUGAAAUCACGGGGUUCAUCUCAAGUGGAACAAAAGCUAAAAGACUUCUUCCUUGCGUCCCUUUUGAAAUAAUAUCUAAAAACAAAGGGAUAACAGUUUAAAAAAAAACAGAUGUUUCGAAAUUAUUUGAAGUUUUGGGAACUAGCAAAUUACACGAUUGUUUUUACGUUGCAAACAAUCUUGUAACCAUACACCGAGUGCUAACAAAAGUGAUAAUACGAUAUUGUUUAUUUAACAGCAAAAUUAUCUUAAUACUUAUUUAGAAGCAAAAAACUAUGAAAAUCGCUUUAUUUCAGAAUAAUGAAGAUUAAGGAACAUAAUUUUAAAUGAAGAUUUGAGAUAACUAUUUCUCAACACUGUGCAUCUAAAAAGUAUGCUGUAUUUAGAUUUGGAAAAAUACUUGAAUUACAUAAUAUCGUUACUUUUUUGAUCCAAAACGGUCAAGUUAUAUAGUUUUGUUCCAAAACGGGUUAAAUCAUUUUUUUUUAAAUUUCUAAAUCAUUAUACAACUGUUAGAAUUUUUUUAACUAUUCA
This is a messenger RNA of Uloborus diversus, 4037 nucleotides long. RefSeq lists its product as uncharacterized. The transcript has 16 exons. The record is from RefSeq and is a predicted model, not a curated record. Gene Ontology annotation, molecular function: protein binding; G protein-coupled receptor activity. Gene Ontology annotation, cellular component: membrane. The coding region runs from base 1 to 3159 and encodes 1052 amino acids. Gene Ontology annotation, biological process: G protein-coupled receptor signaling pathway; cell surface receptor signaling pathway. Lineage: Eukaryota; Metazoa; Arthropoda; Arachnida; Araneae; Uloboridae.